This is a messenger RNA of Pochonia chlamydosporia 170, 2109 nucleotides long. RefSeq names its product alpha-1,2-mannosidase subfamily. The transcript has 7 exons. Gene Ontology annotation, cellular component: nucleus; cytosol. NCBI's taxonomy places the organism in Eukaryota, Fungi, Ascomycota, Sordariomycetes, Hypocreales, Clavicipitaceae. Gene Ontology annotation, biological process: protein quality control for misfolded or incompletely synthesized proteins; carbohydrate metabolic process; protein deglycosylation. Bases 1 to 2109 code for a protein of 702 amino acids. The record is from RefSeq and is a predicted model, not a curated record. Gene Ontology annotation, molecular function: peptide-N4-(N-acetyl-beta-glucosaminyl)asparagine amidase activity; carbohydrate binding.
AUGCACGACAGUGGCACUGGAGGGUGGGCUUCUCUUGGAAACUUUCCUCUUUUCCCUCAAAGCGGAUGCCCCGAUGGAGAUCCGCUUCAAUGCCACUUCACAAAGAACGACCGCGGGACGAACCCUAAGCCAAAGAGCGUCGUUGCCAAGCCAGGCUACUUCACGUUGUCAUUGGAUACAGCUAUCACGGCUGACAUGACAGUGUCCAAUCAUACCACUUUGUUCCGAUUUACUUUUCCAGAGGUCUUAGGCGGAGAAAAAAUCCCCUCUCAACCCCUGAUCUUGCUGGAUCUGAUAGACCUGCGUAACUCGCGGAGCAGGGCAAACGCGUCCGUUGAUGCAUCUUCUGGUCGCAUUAAGGCUUCUGGCGGGUUCGGCUCUUCAUUCAGUGACGAAAACAACGGAAACUACGUGCUAUACACAUGUGCGGACUUUGCAGGGGCAAAGGUCAAAGAUGCUGGUGUCUUCGUGAACGGCAAGGCCACGUUCUCCAAAAGCAUCAACGUUGGUAGCUUUCGUGAGGAUCAGACGGCCGGUGCGUUUGUGCAAUUCAAGACACCGGAUCAUAAGAAUCAAAUUUUCGCGAGAGUUGGUAUGUCCUUUAUCAGUGAAGACCAGGCGUGCAACAACGCUGAGAAUGAGAUUCCCACCUUCGACUUUAACAAGACACAGUCCUUAGCCGAAGAUGCCUGGCGCAAGAAGAUGGAAGUUGUCAACAUCGACCCUAUCGGUGUCGACAAGUCGCUGCAGACCAUAUUUUGGUCGGGCAUAUACCGAGCUAUGAUCUCGCCUCAGGACUACACAGGCGAAAAUCCCUUGUGGAAGAGCGACGAGCCUUACUACGACUCUUAUUACUGCAUAUGGGACUCAUUCCGUAGCACCCAUCCGCUCAUCACUCUUCUCGACCCUCUAAGCCAAACUCGAAUGGUUCGAAGUCUGAUCGACAUCUACCGCCAUGAAGGAAAGCUUCCCGAUUGUAGGAUGAGUCUAUGUAAAGGCUAUACACAAGGCGGCAGUAAUGCAGAUGUCGUUCUGGCCGACGCGUACAUCAAAGGUCUCAAUGACAACGUUGACUGGACGACUGGCUACAAGGCUGUGGUUUCGGAUGCCGAAGAUGAGUCCGCAAAUUGCGCAGUCGAGGGCCGUGGUGGUUUGCGCAGCUGGAAGGAACUCGGCUAUAUUCCCACUGAUGACCUUGAUCCCCAUUGUCCUCGGUUACAUCUCUCCAUUAGUCGCACAGUUGAGUAUGCAUAUGACGAUUUCUGUAUUGCACAGAUAGCCAAAGAUAUGCAGAAGCCCGAUGAUGCCAGGAAGUACCUUAAACGCUCCCAAAAUUGGAAAAAUCUGUUCAAUGAGGAUAUUAAAGACCGCGGAUUCAAGGGCUUUCUGCAGCCGAGGUACUUAAACGGCACAUUCGGUUUCCAGACUCCUAGCCUGUGCUCGCAUCCAUGGGAAGAUUCAUAUUGCUAUCUGUUCGACAACAUUGCUACAUACGAGGGAAGUGCCUGGCUAUACACCUUCUACGUCCCUCACGAAAUGGACUCUCUUAUCACAAAGCUCGGUGGCCCGGAUGAAUUCGUGCGACGGCUGCAGUUCCUCCAUGACAACGACUUGCUGUAUUAUGGUGAUGAGCAAGCAUUUCUGUCGGUCUACCUCUUCCAUUACGCCGGACGACCAGGCCUCUCCUCACAGUAUCAGCACCGCUAUAUCACAACCCAAUAUAACGACACAGUUGGCGGCCUACCAGGUAAUGAUGACUCCGGCGCGAUGGGCUCGUACGGCACGCUGGCCAUGAUGGGCUUGUGGCCGAUGGGCGGGCAGGACGUUUACCUCAUCAACCCGCCAUUUUUCCGCGAGGUCAAUGUGACCAACGCGUUAACAGGCAAGACUGCGACCGUACGCAACAUCAACUUCGACGCCGGCUACAUGAACAUCUAUAUCCAGAACGCCACCCUUAAUGGCAAGCUAUACACCAAGAGCUGGAUUACUCACGACUUCUAUCGAAACGGCGGCGUGCUAGAGCUGACAUUGGGCCCGAACGAGAGUGGUUGGGGGAGCCAGGUGGAGAACCUGCCACCGAGCCUUUCCAACAACGAUGAUGCCGACUAG